Molecule: messenger RNA, 832 nt
Organism: Osmerus eperlanus (European smelt)
Lineage: Eukaryota; Metazoa; Chordata; Actinopteri; Osmeriformes; Osmeridae
Product: pleckstrin homology-like domain-containing protein
Exons: 2
Coding region: 31-408 (125 amino acids)
Biological process (GO): receptor recycling; retrograde transport, endosome to Golgi; endosome organization
Cellular component (GO): trans-Golgi network; recycling endosome; early endosome
Source: RefSeq, a predicted model, not a curated record
AUCCCCGUUAUUUAGCGAUCUAAAAACAGUAUGAUGGCUGUGAAAUCUGCGACCUCUAACGGUGCAGAUGAAAACUCUAAACUAAAAGAGGACAAGAAAGGAUGGUUGUCCAAACGUACUCAUUUUACGCACCGAUGGAAAACGACGUGGUUUCAGUUGAAAGACACUCAGCUGUUGUAUGGUCAAAAUGAAGGGAAGCCUGUCAAGAGCAUCGACUUAGUUGGAGCUGUGGUGGAGACUGACGAAGGAGGUGGCUCAUAUGGAUGGACAAUUACACCUAAGGACAGAAGCCGGACCUUCUACCUGCGGGCUGAGUCUGUAGUGGACCAGCAAGGAUGGAUGCUGGCUGUCUGUGAAGCCCAGCUGACCUCCAGGGAACACGCCUCCAACGCAUGUGUACUGCAGUAGCCUUGAGCCUAAAGUUUGGCACAGAUCUAGUUUUAUACUUUUUUACUUAUUGUAGAGCCUGCUGGGCAGUCAUAGACCUGGCAAAUAGAGAUUAUGAGAUUGUUUUGUAUUUUGCCUCUAGUCUUCCAUUUAAUCAGUCAUGGUACAAACUUUAGAUAAAAAAUAUUUUUGCAUAAUUGAGUUACUCAAACUACUUAAUGAUAAAGUUUGAUUGUGUCAAUGAACUCCUUGGUAAAAGCUUUGUGUAUAAAGCCACAUCCUGUUCUAUAGUAUGUGCAUAAUACAUAUUGUUCCCUGCCUCCCAACCCCUUAUCUUCAUCUAUUGCACGGAAGUGCUGCUCGACCCGGCCAGAGUUGACAGUUGCUAUGGAAUAAUUACCACUCACAGGAAUCCUGCUGCUAAAAGAUUGGCCUAAUAAUCUAU